Messenger RNA from Tilletiopsis washingtonensis, 1840 nucleotides. Its product is annotated as dynein regulator. NCBI's taxonomy places the organism in Eukaryota, Fungi, Basidiomycota, Exobasidiomycetes, Entylomatales. The transcript has 9 exons. Gene Ontology annotation, molecular function: protein binding. The coding region runs from base 394 to 1728 and encodes 444 amino acids. The record is from RefSeq and is a predicted model, not a curated record.
CCCCUCUCGCCACCACGCCCGACGCAGCCCGGCGUCCUCGCACGACACAGCGCACUCAGCGUCUUAUCCCACUUGCGUUCCCGCACGCACUCGCGCCCUCCUACUCGGCCUGCUUGCUCGUGCUAGCACCCGCAGCGCACGCAUACACGCCGGCUCCACAGUGCGGCGCCCAACCGCACAGUCCCUCCAACCGCCUGAGCAGCUGCCCUCGUCGCCCCUUCCACCCUUCUCGAGCGCUGCUCGUACUGUGCUGGCCCCGCCGACUACAGCGAGCCGCAACUUGCUCGCUCGCGGCAACGUCUAGAGAGGCAACGCAGUUUUCGUUCCCCGGCAGUCCUCGAUUCGACCGCCGCCGACCGCGCUCAGCUUCGUUGGCUGCGCGGCGACCGUGCGAUGUCGGCGCCUGCUGCACUGUCCAGCCUGACAAACUCUCAGAGGCAAGAGCUACACUGUGCGCUACUCGACUACCUGCAUCGGCAAGGCUUCGAGUCUGCGUACGAUGCUCUGAGACAGGACGCAGACCUGCCCGACUUCGAGCCGGGAUCUACGAGCGCGAAGAUCCAGGGCCUGCUCGAGAAGAAAUGGACCGGCACCGUGCGGCUGCAGAAGAAGGUGCUGGCUUCGGAACACCGCAUCGCCCAGCUCGAGGCGGAACUCAAGAGUGCGCCGACUGGGCGGCGCCUCACGUCGGACGCCGACUGGAUUCCAUCGGACGCGCCGGCGCGCAUUCUAGAAGGCCACCGCAAGCAGGUCAUGUCCGUCGUCUUCCACCCGACGUUCAGCGUGCUUGCAACGGCGAGCGACGACUGUGACGUCAAGGUCUGGGACUGGACGACCGGCGAGUGCGAGGCGACGCUCAAGGGGCACACGCAGAGCGUCAAGGACGUCGACUUUGACGGGAAGGGCGAGCGCAUCGCGUCGUGCUCGGCAGAUACGCAGAUCAAGCUCUGGGACGGCAACAAUCAGUGGAAGUGCGUCAAGACGCUGGCGGGGCACGAGCAUGUGGUGUCGGCAGUGCGCUUCGUGCCCGGGGGUGCGCAGCUGGUGUCUGCGAGCCGCGACCAAACGAUCCGGAUCUGGGAGGUGUCUACUGGGUUCUGCAUUCGCACGCUCCAGACCGGCGCAUGGAUCAAGUGCAUCUCCUUGUCCGAGGAUGGCAAAACUCUGCUCACCGGCGGCGACGAUCACCUGGCAAAGGCGUGGGAUCUGACCACUGGCAAGAUGAAGAGCGAGAGUCGCGAGCACGAGCACGUCGUCGACGCCGUCGCACUGGCACCGCCAUCUGCCUACCCGGCGCUGCGCACUCUCGGCGGCCUGGCCAAGUCGGCCGACGCCGCACCUGGCCAGUUUGCAGCGUCUGGCGAUCGCGAGAAGACGGUCGUCAUCUGGGACACGGCCACGGGCCAGACGAUCAAGAAGCUGCUCGGGCACGAUGGCUGGAUCCGCGGUCUCGUAUGGGCCCCAAGCGGCCGCCACCUGAUCUCGUGCGCCGACGACGGGCGCAUGCGCGUGUGGGAUCUUGGCUCCGGUGGGCGGUGUUACCGCACCGUCGACAACCCGCACGACGAACUGGGCCGGUCGCGCUUCUUGACGAGCGUGGCGUGGGCUCGCGCGAAGCCGGACGCCGGCCCGCGCCCAGACGGCGAGGCCUCGACUGCCGGCGCGUCGCGCGUCAACGCGCUCGCGACCACGGGCUCGGACUGCAGGGUGUGCGUCUGGCUGCCGUGAUGCUCGCGGUGCCUACCUGCAGCGCGUGCAGCACGUCUAGAACCCCUCUGCCCACCACACAUACCCCGGGCUUGCCUACUGAAUGUCACUUGCACUGCUGCAGACUGUCGCC